CUGAGACCUGCCUUCAAUAACGAGGCGGGAACUGUCACGGCUGGCAAUGCGUCAGGACUGAACGAUGGGGCAGCAGCGGUGGUGCUGAUGACACGCGCACAGGCGCACGAAAGUGGCCUCACACCACUCUGUAGAGUAGUAAGUCACGCGCAGAAUCAAGAUCUGAGUAUCCGCAUCACAUCAUACAUGUAUAACUUAUUACAUCUACAUUCACCUGCUGAACGCGUUGUACUGGUACGUGUUAUGCCACACGGUUAUCUACCUACAUACAUCACUCCCGCACAGAAUUAUGACCUGAGUAUCAGCAUCCCACCAUGCAUGUAUAACUCAUUAACAGGAGUCUAUCAUCUCUCGUCUGUUAAAUGUGUUAGAAUUAAGUACCCAGUGAGUACACAUGGACAGAGUAGUAUUGGUCACCUAUCACAACCAGUCUUCCACAGUACAAGACAGUUCGGUAUCGAUCCCGCGGUCAGGGACUGCGGCCCUAUCCUCAAAGCCAAGAAUACAAUGACAAACGUCUAUUAA
Molecule: messenger RNA, 525 nt
Organism: Sphaeroforma arctica JP610
Lineage: Eukaryota; Ichthyosporea; Ichthyophonida
Exons: 2
Biological process (GO): fatty acid beta-oxidation
Molecular function (GO): acetyl-CoA C-acetyltransferase activity
Source: RefSeq, a predicted model, not a curated record